AUGGAACCCGUGCCAUCAGCUAACACCGCACCUAGCAACACGAAAGAAGUCCUGAACGGCGAAGUGCUAAUCAGCGCCGACACCGCUCCAAAUGGGGCCAACGGCGCGGUCCACGAGCCCAGGAGCGAUGCCAACGCCAACGUGCCAAACGAUGUCAUUCAGUGCGAUUGCCUGAUAGUCGGCGCGGGCUUCAGUGGCAUCACUGCGAUUCACCGCUUCCGACAGCUCGGUCUGAAGGUCAAGUGCUUUGAAUCGGGAGGGGAUUUCGGUGGCGUGUGGUACUGGAAUCGUUAUCCCGGUGCUCGCGUUGACUCCGAGGCGCCGUUCUACCAGCUCAAUAUCCCCGAAGUGUAUCGGCAUUGGCACUUCAACCAGCGCUUUUCGGACCACAAGGAACUGAGACAGUACAUGGCCCAUAUCGACAAGACGCUGGAUCUCAGGAAGGACACUUUUUUCAAUGCGAGGGUCGUUGACGCUUCUUGGGAUCAACAGGCUAACCUCUGGACGAUCAAAACUACCGCUGGACAUAUCGCCCAAGCUAAAUAUCUCAUGUUGACCUCUGGUUUGCUUCAUCGUACAUAUACUCCGGACUUCCCCGGCUUGGAGAAUUACAAGGGUGAGAUUCACCAUUCCAGUGCAUGGCCAGAAGACUUCAGCGCCAAAGGCAAGAAAGUCGCCAUCAUCGGCGCCGGUGCAACGGCCGUGCAGAUUACGCAAGAACUCGGCAAGGAAGCGGAUGAGCUGACGGUGUUCCUGCGCCGCCCGAGCUACUGCCUGGCCAUGAAGCAGCGUACGUGGACGGAAGAGGAGCAGCAUACGCUCAAAGCUUUCUACCCUGCCAUGUUCAAGGCUGGGCGGGACUCCGCGGCGGGCUUUCCCUCGGCUCGACAAGAAGUCGGUGUGGGCGACGUCUCUACGGAGGAGAGGGAAGCCCUAUUUGAAGAUCUCUGGCGCAGGGGAGGGUUCAACUUCGCAAUCUCCAAUUACAACAACGUCGCUCUCGACAAAGAUGCAAACAAAGUUGUCUACGACUUCUGGCGACGCAAAGUGUGCGAACGACUCACCGAUCCCGCCAAGCAAAAGAUCAUGGCCCCCGAAAUCGCCCCCUACUAUUUCGGCACGAAGAGAACGCCUCUCGAGCAAGAUUACUACGAAGUCCUGAACCAACCCAACGUCUCCAUCCACGAACUCGGCAAAGCGCCGCUAAAGUCCUUCACCGAGAAAGGUCUGCUCAUGGACGACGGUACGGAGUACGACGUGGAUGCAGUCGCACUCGCCACCGGAUUUGACAGCUACAGCGGCUCCCUCACCGCCAUGGGCCUGAAGGACAAAAACGGCACCGAGCUGGCGCAAUCCUGGAAGGAAAACGGCAUCUCCACCUACCUGGGCAUCAUGAUGGCCGGCUUUCCCAAUCUCUUCAUGGCAUACACCCCGCACGCACCCACCGCGCUCUCCAACGGGCCCACAAUCAUCGAGGCGCAGGUGGAGACCGUCGCUGCUAUCAUCGCCAAAUUGCAAGCGGAGAAUGGGAAGACCAUCGAGCCUCAGCAUGCCGCGGAGGAGGCUUGGAAACAGGAGAUUGAUACUAUGAGCAAGUACACGCUCAUUCCGUACACCGAUAGCUGGUGGAACGGGGCGAAUAUUCCCGGGAAAGCACGCCAGAACAUGAUCUACGUCGGCGGGAUCAAUACUUACGAGCAGCGCAUGAAAGACGCCAUUGCUGGAUGGACGGGCUUCGACGUCGCUACAGCUUAG
This is a messenger RNA of Neohortaea acidophila, 1755 nucleotides long. RefSeq lists its product as uncharacterized. NCBI's taxonomy places the organism in Eukaryota, Fungi, Ascomycota, Dothideomycetes, Mycosphaerellales, Teratosphaeriaceae. The coding region runs from base 1 to 1755 and encodes 584 amino acids. Gene Ontology annotation, molecular function: NADP binding; N,N-dimethylaniline monooxygenase activity; flavin adenine dinucleotide binding. The transcript has 3 exons. The record is from RefSeq and is a predicted model, not a curated record.